AUGUCCCGCCUCCAGCACCAGCAGCUACAUUUGACUGAGCAAGCAAGGAAUAUCUCCUCGUUGUGCUCUGCACGCAGCUGCCACUCGCUGCAAGACUACAAAGCGACAAUGGAUACGCCGAACACCCACAUACCAAAAAAAAACACCAACGAACCCUCUGCCGCACUCCAAUUUAGAUACUUGGAUAUCGUAACCCUGUAUUUCGAAAACGUAGCAAGCUUCCUCGCACUAUUCCGCGUGCUUCGAGCGGCGUUGAUCGCCCGUUUUGACGCCGUGUUUCGUGUACUUGGCAAUAAGUUGCUCUGGCCAGAAGACAAGCACCCUGAACCGCUCAGACGUCGUUUUUUUUUUUUUAAAACCUGGAGUACCGCCUCCUACCUUCCACUAUGCCCGCUGUCAAUCGUAUUGUGA
Molecule: messenger RNA, 411 nt
Organism: Trypanosoma grayi
Lineage: Eukaryota; Euglenozoa; Kinetoplastea; Trypanosomatida; Trypanosomatidae
Exons: 1
Coding region: 1-411 (136 amino acids)
Source: RefSeq, a predicted model, not a curated record